Messenger RNA from Aspergillus fijiensis CBS 313.89, 914 nucleotides. RefSeq lists its product as uncharacterized. Lineage: Eukaryota; Fungi; Ascomycota; Eurotiomycetes; Eurotiales; Aspergillaceae. Bases 37 to 570 code for a protein of 177 amino acids. The transcript has 2 exons. The record is from RefSeq and is a predicted model, not a curated record.
GGAAGUUCGAGGAAGAUAAAACAGAAGGCGGCCGGCAUGAUGAGAAAACGAGCUGUCGGGAAUUCGGCUUCGUAUGCUAAGGAUCAGGUAAGUAAGUGCACGAUGAUGGAAGCUGCGUUUGUGAUCACUAGGGUUCUUCCGUACCCUGUCAGUCAACAACACUCGAUCUUCCGAACUUCAUCCAUUCGACCCAGUCUUCAUCAUACAACUCGAGCAUUCCCUGCUCGUCUCAGCCGUAUGCAAGCUUGUUUAGCGCAUGGGUAUGGCUUAGACAUUUCAUAUAUUCCUUUUGCUAGAAAUAUGUCAUCCUUACAUGUUAGCUCCCUUCCGUCUCGCUUUGUUAUCGAUUUCGCACUUCACUGUACUGGAUAUCAUUUGCCGUGUCAUAAAGCAGAACAACUUUCUCUCAGCCAAUUCACAUUAAUGUUACGUGCAAUCGUUACAUGUGGAACCCGAAUUGAAACCCUUGAAUCUAUCUUUGCCGAGGCCAUCGUGCUCAUGAAAAUCAAUCGACCACGUACUAGCUUCAAAAUCUCAACUGCUAGCUACUCUGACCCACUCCCGCACUGAAUUGGCUCCUGAUUCAGAGUCCUUGAUCCCAAUCUAUGAGCAAUUGAUUUGAGGUUUUCGACUGUGUGCUACGAGUCAUAAAGCUUAUCCCGACCCCGAGCAGUUAUAAUCAGCAUAUGAUAAGUGACCGUUUCGCUAGUGCCAGAUGGGUAUUGUUUCAAUGCUCUGCGCAGGGUCAUACUUGACCAUUGCACUCUUGCGGUUAGUGGGUGACGUCUAGUUCGAGUCGCAUAGACUGUGCCGCAAGUCAACUAUCUAGCAUUUCAAUUCCACGCUAAUUUCCAUGACUGCCUGGCUCUAUUGAGUGCUCGGAACUCUCUCACUUGUUGAAUCACUGAAUUGCA